Linum tenue is the source of this 210-nucleotide messenger RNA. Lineage: Eukaryota; Viridiplantae; Streptophyta; Magnoliopsida; Malpighiales; Linaceae. The record is from the annotation of a GenBank genome assembly.
AUGGCUCCCGCCGCGAAGAGUGGUUUGGCCGUCGGUCUGAACAAGGGGCACAUCGUCACCAAGCGGGAUUUGCCGCCCCGUCCAUCUGACAGAAAGGGGAAAACAAGCAAGAGGGUUCAUUUGGUGAGGAACCUUAUCAGGGAAGUUGCUGGAUUCGCACCGUACGAGAAGAUGAUCACUGAGCUUUUGAAGGUCGGUAAAGACAAAUGA